UACUCCCUUGGGCUAAAGAAUUUUCAGUAGAUGGUGCUUCUGAUCUGAUUUCCCACUCUUAGUUUUUAUGCCUCUAGAUUACAACGCAGCCUCACAAGUGAAGCAGUACUUACUUGAUCAAUAGCAAGGUACGUGGCCACCUCACAGUUCUGUUUGUGAUUGUCCUCUUCCGUUCAGCAAAGAGCAAAAGCAAGAGAGCACAGAAGUAGCGCUGGUAUCUCAGAGUGAGGAGGAACUGGCGAACAGAAAACAAAGCCGAAGGAAAGAAAUCGAAGGUCCCAUUCCUCAUCUGUCAAGUGCGAUGUCUCGCCCUGCACACAGAAGACCAGAAUACCAUAAAAUAAACAAGGAUCUCUUUGUCCUCACCUAUGGAGCUCUGGUUGCCCAACUGUGCAAGGAUUAUGAAAAAGAUGAAGAUGUGAAUAAAUAUUUAGAUAAAAUGGGACAUGGCAUUGGCACACGGCUGGUGGAAGACUUUUUGGCUCGAUCUUGUGUGAGACGAUGCCACAGUUAUUCAGAAAUUAUAGACAUAAUCGCCCAGGUUGCUUUCAAGAUGUACUUGGGAAUCACACCAAGUGUGGCCUGUAACAAUUCAAGCAGAAAUGAAUUUUCCCUGAUUCUAGACAAGAAUCCUCUGGUGGAGUUUGUGGAAGAGCUCCCUGCUGGGCGGACCUCUCUGUGCUACUGCAAUUUACUCUGUGGCAUUAUCAGAGGUGCCCUGGAAAUGGUUCAUUUGGAUGCUGAUGUUGCAUUCUUGCAAGACAGACUAAAAGGCGACAGUGUAACAGAAAUAGGAAUAACAUUCCUGAAAAAGCCAGAUGAGAAAAAAUACAGACGGAAAAAAUGAAAAAUAGCAUGCAAAAUGCCUCAGGCUGACUAGCUGAGGAGUUAGUGGUAGCUAAACAAGUAUAGCCACUGGAAUUUUGAGUUGCUUAAUAGCAUGGGCUUUAAAAGGAUUAUAAAUCAGCCAGAAAUUUGAAAUGCUGUGCACCAGGAUAUGAGGCUGUUUUUCCCCUUUUGCUUUUAAAUCACCCAGUUUCAAUCUCAUGUCAAGAUUUCAUAUACAAAUAACUCCUUAUAAGAUAGAAAGCAUGAGUAGCACAUACUACAUAGUCCAGCACGAGAGGGUCUAUUCAUUUCAUUUAUUUGUGGUAACAAAAAAAAUAUUGUCACCUAUACAAUUGGUAUAGUUAUCUCUUCUCAUAUGAAGAAAUGGGUGAAAUGAUACAAUAGAGAGUCCACUACUCACAGUUUCUAGGUCCUGUACAUUGCAUUCUCUGUGGAAAUAGCUCCAUUUGUACCAAUCUUUCAUAUUUAUGAAAAAAAUGGGAUUUUUCUCCAAUAUUGGCUUGGCUUAUAACUUCAGCUUUCUGGAGCUACACUUGAUUUGUAAUCGACAGGGCAAUACUAUUUAUUUGGAUGCUAAUUCUGUAACAUUUAAAAGUAACAAUUUUAAUUCAUUUAAUUUAUUUAAUUUUUAGAUGGCUGGCAUUAAGCUAAUUCUUUACUUUUCUCAUGAAAUAUUACUGAUGGUGAGGCCAGAAAAUCACUACAAUGAGAAGUCAAUGAUGUUCUUUGAGAAUGUUUUCUUAUCUCAAGUUUUAUUCAGUUAUAAUUUUUACUAUCAUUUUUAUCACCUAAAAACCUGAUAGAGUAUAUUUUGUUUGUGACCAGAACAUACUUCAAAUUCAAAAUUAUGGGAUUAAAUAAAUAAUAAUCUUCACCAGACCAUCAGCAUACAACGUCAACCUAUAUGGCAGUCCCGACUUUACUGGAUUCUGCAGAGAAAUUAAAUUAAAAGUAAAAGUUACAAUUAGUGUGGCACCAUCAGUUAAAACUGCUAUAAGUGCUAUGGUAGUGAGGGCCUCACCUCGGACUCAGGAGCCUAAAGAUGAGGCCCCGUUCUGUUUGUAGUGGCCUCAGUUGAUGCUGACCAGUAGCUGGUCUUGGGUAAGGUGUAUAAUCUCUCUCUUUCUCCCUUUGUAAAAUGAGAGGAUAGUACAUGAUAAGGAUCUAAAAUUAUGACAAUAAACAAAUGACACCAGUAACCACUGAAAAUCCACCUCUUCAGGUUUUAGAAGACUAUGGGGAAAUUGUUCCCCACUUACCCAACUUUCUCUUCAGAAGGACGUUGAGGUUGGUAUUAAGGAGCGAAUAGGGUCACAGGGGCAGCUGUAGCAUCAGUGGAAGGACCUUCAAACCCGUUCCACAGAAGACCAGGAGUAAAAUCUGGAACAUUGAUCAAUGCAGAGAUUUUGGUUAUCUUGGAAAAGCCAAAGGGAAAGAAAGGUUUGGGGCAGAGAGAUAGUUUAGUGAUUUCAAGUGAUAUCACCAGAUUGUGGUGCACACACAGUUUCCUGAGGAGGCCUGCCUGUUACCUAUUUAAAGUUGCCAAGAAUCAGAAAUACCUCCCUCAGCAGCCUGUACACUUAUUUAUUGCCUUCUCAAAUCUCUCCAGUCCACCUGUUAGUUAUCAGAAGCCUGGGUCUCUUCAUCAGUUGGAACAGACUAUUAUGAGUAACUGCAAAGCUCCCUCUUCUCCCUGUGUAUGAAGUGCCUAGAAUCUUCCUGCAAUCCCUUUACAUUCUUCUUUGUUCCCUCGUCCAUUUCAUUUAUUUCAAUUAUGCUUCAUGUAAUGGAAAUUUGUUGGCUGCCUGUAUCUUUCUGCUUUCUGAGAGAAUGACAGUGUUCUGUUCAGGUGCUCAUCGCUUUAUUAAGCAACACAGCUACGACCUCAGAGGAAGUCAUCACCUGGCCACAGUGGUUCAUUCCUGGUUUAAAACCACCACAUUGACAGCCACAUAUAAAACAGUCAGGACAUGACAUGCCCCAGACCAGAGGGCAGGGAGGACUGGACUGAAGUGAAGAAAGUCUUGCCUGUUACGUGAGCCCAUAAAUUUACUGUAGUCUUUCAGAGAGUAGUUUGGGUUUCUGUUACAGUAAUGCAACAAAGUUCAUUGCAUUAUAAAUAUGUGAAAAACAAUUUGCAACAUACUGGAGAAUAUCAAAGAGAAUUGUUCAUUAUUACAUUUGCACAUAGUUGAAUGCUCAAUAAAAUGACAUUAGGGUUCACAAUAGCUCCCCUCCUCACAGAGAUGAAAAGGUUACAGAAGGGAGAAAAGAGGAAGUUAAGUUUGCAAGUACCUAGCACAUAAGUCCCAAAAAAGGAAGAUUCUAUAGAGAGAAAGCAUUUGAUAUUAGUGCACUGCAAGCUCUUUAAAAACAAACAAAACAAAAAGAAUGUCAUACAUGUCAGGGCCUUGCUUCAACUAUUUCCAACAGAACUUAAAUUACAUUAGGAGUCACUCAAGAAUUCCAAAGUCAGAACAAUCCUCUGACUUCUGGAGCCUCCUAGUGGCCUACAUCUUUCAAGCCAGCAGACUGUCCAUAGUGACUUGCUGUUUCAGUGUAGUGUGUGAAUCACUACACUUUAAUGACGUAAGAGAGAAAAUUCUAAUUCCCAAUGUUCUAUACAUGCCAAAUUAUAUAAGCCCCUAGAAAUGCUACUUUCUUGGUUUUGAAUUCAAUUCAGAUUUUUAUCAGGUACUAGACAUUGUAACUGUGUGCUAUGGCACUUAAUAUUCCUAACAACCUGUGAGGCACUGGAUAACAGACAAGGAGGAGAUGGAUGGGAAACUAAAAGGAGCUAAAUUUGCCAGUGCUUUAAGUGCAUCAUGAUGAGGGGUGGUGAGUAAAGGGAGCUGGCCAUGGCUCCAGCCUGCAAGGCUGAGUAAGAGCCCACAGGAGGCAGAGCCAGUGCAGGAGAGAAGCUAAUAAGUUUGGAAUAUUUUGAGUUUGAGGUGCCUUUGAAACAUCUCAACAGCUGCAGGGAUUCCGAAGAGAGGAGAUCACUGUGUGGAUACCAGUAAAGGUGGUGGGUAUAGACAACAGCCUCUGGGGAUAGUGUGGACUUGAGAAUAUAUCAGAGCAAAAACAGAAUCCGGAGGAAAAACACCAUUCAAAAGGCAGCAAAGAAAGAAGAGCACAAAUAAGACCAAACUUUCAGUCAGAGAUGUAUGUAGGAGAAAGUGGUGAUGCUGAAGCCAAAAGAGUUUCAAAUACAGUAGAGUGAUUAGAGGUAUUAGAUGACACAGAAAAGCUGAGGAAGGGAUGUUCAAUUUUGUAAGGAGAAGGCCUUUGCCCCAGAGCGAUUUCAGGGCCCGAGGUAGGAAGUGGCCUCACUGUAGUAGAUUGAAGAGACAGCAGGAGGUGAGAUCCUGUGUACCCAACAGGCCACCAAUGCACCCCUCAUCCUUCCAAUGGCAAACUUUAAGAAAACAAGAUGUAGCAGAUAGAAUGUCCUUUGGACUGACUGAAUGUCUCCCCCAGUUUUCAUAUUUUGAAACCCUGAUGCCUAAUGCGGUAUUAUUUGAAGGUGAAACCUUUGGGACUAAAUUAAAGUUAGAUUUAGUCAUAAGGAUAGAGUCCUUAUGAUGGGAUUAAUGUUCCAGAAGAAAAACGUAAGAUCUCUCUCUCUCUGUCUCUCUGUCUCUCCCCUGUGAGGAUACAACAGAGCAGCCAUAUGCAAACUAGACAAAAAAUCUGCUAGCAUCUUGAUCUCGGAUUUUUCAGGCUCCAGAGGUGUGAGAAAUAAAUUGUUUAAGCCAACAAACCUAUGGGAUUUCAUUACAGCUGCUCAAAUUGAUGAAGAGUGCCAGUUUUCCAAAUGCACAAUCUUACAUUAAAAUGUUUACCUGAAUGUUCUCUAUCCUGAUUCUUCUCCUAUAUUUCUGUUGGCUAUUAAUUCUAAAUGUCCUUCAUUCCCCUCCAUGGCUGGCACAUUCCUCAACAUAGACACAGCAUCUGGAUAGUGUGACCCUUGCACAGAAAACCUCUCCUCUCCACCCACUUCCCCUGUCUGUUCCUUUCCCCACUAGUCACUCCACCUUGCUGUCCCAGAAGCAGAGAUCUGGAAUGCCCAAAAUUCAACUCACUAUAUUCUCUCACCCCCUAAAUCUCUUUUCCUUCAAUAUCUCAUUUCCUAGUUAAUUACCUGUUGUAAAAACUAAAAGCCUCAUAUCCAUUUUCUACUCAAUUUUUACUAUUUAAUCUGUCACUAAGUUCUUUUAAUUCUGUAUUCUAAACUCCUUUUGACUCCCCGCCCCCUUCAUUUAGGGGCUGAUCUGCUUUCUAACUGGUUUGUUAUCUCUAGUUUCCAAUUCCAGUUUACUUUCCACACUGGAAUGCAGGGAUCUGUAGAAAACACCAAUGAGAUGAUGGUACAGCCACACUACAAACAUCUCAGAAGCUUUCCUACAGGAUACAGCCUCUAGGACACACUAUACUCUUUAUCCAUGAAGUGAAACCCAAUUCUCAACCUCCUGCAUAUGACACUCAUUAAAGUCUACCCUUACUGACCCAUCUUCCCAUUCCACCUCUGGACUGGGUGUGUUGCCCCCAGUCUCUGGUUUCUUUAGUAUCGUUUGCAUAUCUCUCCCCCAUAAACUGAGUAUUUUCCUACAGGUCCUCCUUCCCUAUUAGUGAGUUCCUCUUUGGCAAACAGUGUAUCUUUUUUAUCUUUGAAUUCCCACAAUGUGGCAGAGUCCCUGACACUCAAUCAAUGCUAGAUAGUACUUUUGGUAGUGAAAAAUAUGCAGAAUGAAUGAAUGAAUGAAGAAGAUGAUAGUCUCUAGGUCUAAUUGGCCCAUCUUGAAAGAUUGUUCAU
Phyllostomus discolor (pale spear-nosed bat) is the source of this 5665-nucleotide messenger RNA. It is a transcript of the gene TRAPPC3L, whose product is annotated as trafficking protein particle complex 3 like. Bases 302 to 847 code for a protein of 181 amino acids. NCBI's taxonomy places the organism in Eukaryota, Metazoa, Chordata, Mammalia, Chiroptera, Phyllostomidae. Gene Ontology annotation, biological process: intra-Golgi vesicle-mediated transport; endoplasmic reticulum to Golgi vesicle-mediated transport. The transcript is spliced from 5 exons. The record is from RefSeq and is a predicted model, not a curated record. Gene Ontology annotation, cellular component: cytosol; TRAPP complex; cis-Golgi network membrane.